Homalodisca vitripennis (glassy-winged sharpshooter) is the source of this 990-nucleotide messenger RNA. Its product is annotated as probable H/ACA ribonucleoprotein complex subunit 1. Gene Ontology annotation, biological process: ribosome biogenesis; snoRNA guided rRNA pseudouridine synthesis. The transcript has 5 exons. Bases 211 to 738 code for a protein of 175 amino acids. NCBI's taxonomy places the organism in Eukaryota, Metazoa, Arthropoda, Insecta, Hemiptera, Cicadellidae. Gene Ontology annotation, molecular function: box H/ACA snoRNA binding. The record is from RefSeq and is a predicted model, not a curated record. Gene Ontology annotation, cellular component: box H/ACA snoRNP complex.
UUAAUUUUGUUGUGUACCUAAGAAUAUUGAUUAUUGAUAGUAAACGAAAAUAAAUGUGAUUUUAAAAGACGUGCGAAACUGCAAGUCUUCAAGUUGCUUGUAUUGUGUUCAUUUUCUUUCUUGUUUACAAUCAGGAUCCAUUCUAAAGUAAACCAAAUAUUUUGACACUCCAUUAUUAAGGACAGGUAUUUUAGAGAUAAGAACUCUAAAAUGGUGUCUUGUUCUUGGGAAAGACAACGAUCAAGUUACAGAGGUAGAGCUGCAUAUAGCAAUGGUAACAACAGAAGAAUCAUUGCUCAAGAACCACUUGAAAAGGUGACCUUCCUUGGAUGUUAUGUUUACUCCUGUGAAGAUUUAUUAGUUUGUAAGGCAGGUAUUGAAGAUGUGCCAUAUUUUAAUGCAAAUGUUUAUCUUGAAAACAAAUCGCCUGUUGGUAAAAUAGAUGAUAUAUUUGGCAACCCAAGGGAGUAUUACUUUUCAGUUACUCUAAAUGAGAACUCGAAAGUAGAUUUCUUCAAAGUAAACCAGAAGCUUUACAUUGAUCCAGCAAAAAUUUUACCACUGAGAAAGUUUCUACCUCAACUUGGUACCAGUCGAGGUGGUGAGAGAAUGAAUCAGGGCAGAGGCUAUAAACAGAGGACUUGGAAUGGAAAUGGUUGCUCAACAUAUAGACAAAGGAGACAAACAAAUAACCACGCAUAUUAUACAAAUUGUAGGAGAAGGGGUUAUUAUAUGUAAUUUCUUUAGUUUAAUCAGUAGUAAUAGUAGAAUAAAACUUUAAUAUUUUUCUAAUAACAUAUUAGGAAAUAUUAGGAUUUAGAACUAUUAUAAUUGUCUAGUGUUAACUCAUGUUUUGUAAAGCUAUUUUUCUAGUGAAUGUUUAAUGAAUAGUAAAAACUAAUACUGUGUAUUUACUUGGUGAGAUUUGAAAAUUGUUCACUCAUAAAGAUAUUCAUUAUUAAAGAACUAGUUUCUAUGUGAAGUUAAAAA